Penicillium roqueforti is the source of this 3324-nucleotide messenger RNA. RefSeq lists its product as uncharacterized. Lineage: Eukaryota; Fungi; Ascomycota; Eurotiomycetes; Eurotiales; Aspergillaceae. The record is from RefSeq and is a predicted model, not a curated record. Gene Ontology annotation, biological process: lipid storage; protein modification process. Bases 1 to 3324 code for a protein of 1107 amino acids. The transcript is spliced from 8 exons. Gene Ontology annotation, molecular function: hydrolase activity. Gene Ontology annotation, cellular component: P-body.
AUGGCGGACUCAGAAUUUGGAGACGAGUCCGAAUAUGGCCCAUCUUCUGUCAGGGAAAUCAUCAUGGAGGCGAUCCUCGCGCCGUUCCGCGCGCUGGUAUCCAAGUCCGCCUUACGGCUAUACCUGAACACGCUGUUGUUCAUGGGCGCCGCAUCAUUCCUAAUAGGCAUCUCCGCAAUUGCCUACGGGGUUUUUUAUUUUAAAUUCAUUCCCACGGUCGGACUACAACGCGAAGUCCAUCUACAAUUUGGCGAUGGCAACCCCUGGGGUACAGCAACCUUUGACUCGGAAUUUGUGGCUCUUCAGCCCUACGACGUAUCCGUGACGCUCGAGCUCCCACGCACACCCUCAAACCUCGAUACAGGCAACUUCAUGCUCGACCUCACCCUCUUCUCAUCCCGCCCCGCCUCAUCCCUCUUACUCGGCCCGAAUAGCGCCCCGAUCUCGCAGGCCCGCCGCCCUGCUAUCAUGACUUAUGCUUCGCCGCUGGUAGAUGUUGCCCGGAGAGUGGCGCGUAUGCCGCUCUAUGUUGUUGGCUGGCGCCGGGAGUCGGAGACACUGGAGGUGCCGAUGAUGGAGCAGCUUGAGUUUGCGAAGGGGGCGCAGAACUUGCCGCAGAGUCUGAGGCUGGAGAUCCAAAGUUACUCGGACAUGCAGAUUUACACUGCCCGGGUGGAGUUCCGUGCUAGGCUUACAGGGCUUAGAUGGAUUAUGUAUUAUUGGAAGAUUACGUCUUUUGUUGUUUUCAGCUCUUUGUUCUGGUCGGUCUCUAUUGUCUCUGCUGGCUUGACGUGGCUGGCCAUGACUUGGAUUUGGGGGACUAUGCCUAAGAAUGAGAUCAAGGAGGAGCCGCAGGACUCUAUCAAAGAAGAGUCCGAGGACGGGAAUACUUCUGAUGAAUCUUCCGAUGUCAAAAAGGAAGAGCCCGAGCAGGAGAGGAGGUUGCUCUCAAGCUAUCCGGCUGAGGUUGAUGAAGCUGUGGGAAUGACAUUGUGGAUCAUCUGGGCCGAUUGCGACAACGCAAAGCGGGGGGGAACUUUCUUCCCUUCCAUCCUUCACAUCUCAACCACUUCACCCCAAAUGCAUAUCCUGGUCACCAACGACGACGGUCCUCCGUCAAACCAGUCAUCGCCGUACGUGCAUUCGCUUGUCCGCUCGCUCCAGUCCGCAGGUCAUACGGUCUCGGUCAUUCUACCACACCAGCAACGAUCAUGGAUAGGUAAAGCGCACAUGGUAGGCGCCUCUGUCAAACCUACCUACUUCCGGCCCGGCACGCUCCAUCAAGAAGACGGGACAACACACAACCUGCCCCGUGGCAGUGAUGGUGAACACGACGAAGGCGAAGAGUGGAUUUUGAUCGACUCAACUCCCGCGAGCUGUGUCCAGAUCGGCCUAUACCACUACUUCAAAGAACGUGGCCCUGUCGAUGUGAUUGUCUCCGGUCCGAACUAUGGUCGCAACACAACGGCAUUAUUCGCAUUGUCGAGCGGAACCAUUGGCGCAGCGUUGGAAGGUGCCUGCUGUGGCAAGCGCUCAAUUGCUCUGUCGUAUGCUUUCAGCUCUCGAAACCAUGACCCUGUUAUCAUCGCAGAGGCCGCGGGCCAUUCAGUCAAGUUGAUUGAGCAUCUUUGCGCGAACUGGGCAGAUGGGGUGCACCUCUAUAGCGUCAAUGUUCCCCUCGAACCCGGCGUUAGUAAGAACAAGGUCUUAUAUACCGACAUGCUGCAGAACACGUGGACAUCCGGGAGUUGCUUCCAGGCUGUCGACCCCACACCCGCAGACGACCCUGAUUUGCAAGAAGAGCAACUACGCAACGAAGGCGAAAUGGCAGGAAAGCAACCAGAUCAGAUUGUCGGUAACAGCCAGAAGCCAUCCGGAAUUCAGCACAAGCAUUUCAAGUGGGCACCGAGUUUCCAGGAUGUUUACCGAAGUGUGGAGGAAAGUGAGCCUGGCAAUGAUGGCUGGACUGUUAAGGAGCAAAUGACUAGCGUCACGCCCCUCAGGGCCAAUUUCAUGCCCGCGCCCGGUAUUUCGGGGGAGAUUAAGCUAUCGGCUAAUCCGCCCUCGUUGUACUCCCUCGUCGACUGCGAUAACUCCUACGUGCAAGAAAUGGUUGAACGGGCAUUAACAUGUCGCCUGGGAAGUGCCUUCAAGCGUGUGUCUUCUGUGUCCGAGCUGCCGGACUCAUCUGCGCCAUUUUUCCAGUACCGGGAAUAUGAGCGCCUCGAUUUCGAGCAUAUCAUGUCCAGGCCCUCGACGUCUCUUUCAAGCGCGUACAUCAUCCGGAAAGCUUUAAUUCGCAAGCACUAUCUCUCAAACACAGUGGCCAAUUGGAUCUCGAAACACCCAGAGAGCGCUCUUCGACACCACUUCAAGCCCGCCUUCGACUUCGAACUCGAUUAUGCCGAAUUCCUCGACGACGCCCUGCUAGAAGCAUUCGAGUUGAACGACAGCUUAGCUAAGAACGAAGAUCGACCUGACUCCGAAAAGGAAUGGUGGAUCCUCAAGCCCGGCAUGAGCGAUCGAGGCCAGGGAAUCCGCAUCUUCAACAGCGAAGACCAGCUACGCGAGAUCUUCGAGGAGUGGGAAGAAGACUCAGACGACGAGAGCGGAUCCGAGAGAAAUGGCGACGACGCGAAUGACGGCAGCGCCGCCCUAGACACAGGGAUCGUCACUUCGCAGCUCCGCCACUUCCUCGUACAGCCCUAUAUUGACCCACCUCUCCUCCUCCCGUCAUCCUCAAACCGUAAAUUCCACAUCCGCACCUAUGUCCUCGCCUCGGGAUCACUCAAAGUCUACGUCUUCAAGGAGAUGCUCGCGCUCUUCGCUGCGAAGGGCUACUGCGCUCCGCAUGAAGAGUACGACGUCGCCGACCUCGCGCGCCAUCUGACCAACACCUGUUUCCAGGAAGGCGGCAGCUCGAACAAGGAUAGUGUGCGCCGCUUCUGGGAUCUCGACCACCACGUCCCCGGUUUCAGUGCAGACUGGAAGGAGAAGAUCUUUGAUCAGAUCUGCUCGGUGACCGGUGAGGUGUUUGAGGCUGCGGCCCGCGGUAUGAUGGUUCAUUUCCAGACUCUGCCCAAUGCGUUUGAGCUGUUUGGUGUUGAUUUCCUCGUUGACGCUCUUGGGAAUGUGUGGCUGCUGGAGCUCAACGCGUACCCGGAUUUCGCGCAGACUGGUGAGGAUCUGAAGGAGGCUGUUAUUGGGCGUUUGUUUGAGGAGGUGGUUGAUGUUGCUGUCAAGCCGUUCUUUGGGCUGGGUGACGGGGCUGGUACUGAUGAUAUGAAGCUGGUUGCUGAUAUUGAUCUCGGCAGACAUGCUUAA